ACAAAGUUACUACCAAUUUAGCGAAAAAGCCCACUACCCCUUACCUUUCACCGAAAAGUGCAGCAAAGGCAAACAUAUUCUUGACUUUAGCUUAACCAAAUUGUUAACACUUAAUUAAAGUAUGUUUCUGCCCUUUAAUCUUGCAUGGGUUCACCUCACUUAAUCACUUUCUCCUCACUCCACCUUUUCACAGAGAGAGAGAGAGAGCGAGAGAGAGAGGCCCUUAAACUUAAACAGAGUGGCAGCAGAACAAGAAAGUAAGCUUGGGUUUGCAGAGAUGGGUUUCCAAGAAUAGUAAGAUAGAUACUUGAAACUAUAUAUCAUCUUGUUAAGGCUGAAUUGUCAGAGGAUUUGAAGAUAUGGGUGUGGUUACUGUUGGAGAAUUGAAGCCAAGCAUAUCAGGAAAGAGGUCUUUUCGGCCUAGUUCUAGCACAAGGCACGUCACUGAAUGGCCGAUAUCUGAUGUUUCUAGCGAUCUUACAAUUGAAGUUGGGGCAGCAAGUUUUGCACUUCACAAGUUCCCUCUAGUUUCUCGGAGUGGAAGAAUACGAAAAUUCUUGCUGGAAUCAAAAGAUCCAAAAAUUUCGCGCAUAAACCUAUCUGCUGUACCUGGUGGAUCAGAGGCAUUCGAGCUGGCUGCAAAGUUUUGUUAUGGGGUGAACACUGAAAUAACUCUAUCAAAUGUUGCUGUGCUACGUUGCGCAGCCCAUUUCCUAGAAAUGACUGAAGAAUUUGCAGAGAAAAACCUAGAAAUGCGAUCUGAAGUGUAUAUAAAGGAUAAUGUCCUUCCAAACAUAUCAAACUCGAUAUCUGUUCUUCACCGUUGCGAAUCCCUCCUACCGAUAGCAGAAGACAUAAACCUCGUCAACAGGAUUAUCCAUGCCAUUGCGAACAACGCGUGCAAAGAGCAACUCACAUCUGGCUUGUCCAAGCUAGAACACAACUUCCCUUCAAAACCGGUGCAAAAAAUGGAAACAGAAACACCCUCGGACUGGUGGGGAAAAUCGCUCGCAGUGCUUAAUCUCGAUUUCUUCCAACGGGUUUUGUCUGCUGUAAAAACUAAGGGCCUGAAACAGGAUAUUAUUGGCAAAAUCUUGAUAAAUUAUGCCCAUAAUUCACUUCAAGGGAUUAUUGUUAGGGACCCUCAAUUGGUGAAAGGAAGUUUGUUGGACUUGGAAUUGCAGAAGAAACAAAGGGGUUUAAUUGAAGCCAUUGUCAGUUUAUUGCCAACACAAUCGCGGAAAAGUACAGUCCCAAUGGCGUUUCUAUCAAGUUUGUUAAAGUCUGCAAUAGCAUCAUCAGCUUCUACUUCUUGCAAAUCGGAUUUGGAGAGGAGGAUCGGUUUACAACUGGACCAAGCAAUUCUUGAAGAUAUACUAAUUCCUGCAAAUUCUCAUGGAAAUAAUCACAGCCCAAUUUAUGAUACGGAUUCAAUCCAGAGGAUUUUCUCGAUUUUCUUGAACUUGGAUGAGGAUGACGAUGACGAAGAUAACCACUUGAGGGACGAAAGUGAAAUGGUUUAUGACUUUGAUAGCCCUGGAUCACCUAAGCAAAGCUCUAUACUUAAGGUGUCAAAGCUGUUGGACAGUUAUCUAGCUGAGGUUGCGCUUGAUCCAAAUUUGAUGGCAUCAAAGUUUAUAGCAAUGGCAGAAUUACUUCCAGACCAUGCUCGAAUUGUGAACGAUGGAUUGUACAGAGCUGUGGAUAUCUUUCUCAAGGUUCAUCCAAACAUGAAGGACUCUGAGCGCUACCGACUAUGCAAAACCAUUGACUGCCAAAAACUCUCUCAAGAAGCCUGCAGCCACGCAGCACAGAACGAAAGGCUACCGGUUCAAAUGGCGGUCCAAGUGCUCUACUUCGAGCAAAUAAGGCUUAGAAACGCAAUGAAUGGAGGGGGCCACAACCAGUUCUUCUUUGGCUCUAUCAAUGGCCAAUUCCCACAACGGUCAGGCAGUGGAGCAGGAAGCGGAUGCAUAUCACCGCGCGAUAACUAUGCAUCGGUGAGGAGAGAGAACAGAGAGCUGAAGCUUGAAGUCGCAAGGAUGAGGAUGAGACUCACUGACUUGGAAAAAGACCAUGUGACGAUGAAACAGGAACUCAUUGUGAAGGCACACCCGGCAAAUAAGUUGUUCAAGUCGUUUACUAAAAAAUUGAGCAAACUCAAUUCCAUCUUUCGGUUUAAAGAUAUCAAGCCGUUAGGCGGAAAGGGGAACGCAGAGACGCGGUUUUUGUUUCAGAGGCGAAGGCGCCAUUCUGUGUCGUGACCUCGUAUGUGCAUAUAAGAGUGUAUAGUGAUGAUAUGGUUGGUUGUGUCUUGUGUUAGGUACUAAUGGUGUUGAGAGUUACAUUUCUGUGUUGCUGUGUUCAGUGAGAUCACCCUUUUCACUGUUUUUUGUUUUCGUAUUUUGUAUUUGUUGUUUGGCAUAUAAGUCUUGAGGGUGGAAUAAUUUGUUAUUGAAAGAGAGAUUUGAUUGAUAUAAA
Messenger RNA from Rhododendron vialii, 2481 nucleotides. RefSeq names its product BTB/POZ domain-containing protein At1g03010-like. Bases 360 to 2264 code for a protein of 634 amino acids. The transcript is spliced from 4 exons. NCBI's taxonomy places the organism in Eukaryota, Viridiplantae, Streptophyta, Magnoliopsida, Ericales, Ericaceae. Gene Ontology annotation, molecular function: protein binding. The record is from RefSeq and is a predicted model, not a curated record.